Molecule: messenger RNA, 3243 nt
Organism: Cottoperca gobio
Lineage: Eukaryota; Metazoa; Chordata; Actinopteri; Perciformes; Bovichtidae
Product: atypical chemokine receptor 3-like
Exons: 2
Coding region: 265-1401 (378 amino acids)
Biological process (GO): G protein-coupled receptor signaling pathway; vasculogenesis; angiogenesis
Cellular component (GO): membrane
Molecular function (GO): G protein-coupled receptor activity; coreceptor activity; chemokine binding
Source: RefSeq, a predicted model, not a curated record
UGGACCAGCCUCGGAGGCGUAGCUCUUCUGAGUAUCAAGCAAGUGCAGAACAAGGAACAUGCUCAGAUUCAUUCAAGGAGGCGGAGGGUAGCGCACACAAGUUUGUCGUAGUGGAGUUGAAGUUAUCCUUCAGCAACAAACAAACCCGUUGUUUAAAAGAAGAUAUUUCAGCGAGGGAUCAGGAAUCAAAAACAGGAUCUAUCCCAGUCAGAGGUGGUGUGUGUUACCUCCCAGUGGUCUGUGGUCCUUUCCCAGUGCUGAAAAAUGAGUCUAAGCACCAGUGAGCUGGAAGACCUGUGGGAGUCGUUGGGGGACCUCAACUUCUCAGAUGCCUUUAGCAACAUAUCCAGUGUGAAUACAAUGGUGUGUGCCACGGCUUUCAACCGCAACGCUCUGCUCUACUCCAUGUGUGUCCUCUACACUUUUAUCUUCAUCGUCGGUGUGGCUGCUAACGCUCUGGUCCUCUGGGUGAACAUCCGUGCACAAAGAGACUCCACCCCUCGCCAUGAAACACACAUGUACAUCGCACACCUGGCAGUCGCAGACCUGUGUGUGUGUGCCACCCUGCCCGUGUGGGUGAGCUCACUGGCUCUGCAUGGCCACUGGCCCUUCGGUGAGGUGGCGUGUAAACUCACGCACCUGCUGUUCUCCGUCAACCUCUUCGGCAGCAUUUUCUUCCUGGCCUGCAUGAGCGUGGACCGCUACCUGAGCGUGAAGAAGCAUGGAGACAACGAGGGAGGAGCGCGCAGGAAGCUAGUCCGCCGCGCAGCGUGCGUAGGGGUGUGGCUUCUGGCUCUGGUUGCCUCCCUGCCAGACACCUACUUCCUGCGUACCGUGAAGUCAACACAUGGGGACACCAUGCUGUGCAGGCCUGUGUACCCAGAGGAAAACCCCAGGGAGUGGAUGGUGGGCGUGCAGCUGAGCUUCAUCCUGCUGGGCUUUGUUCUCCCCUUCCCCGUCAUUGCAGUGUUUUACGCACUGCUAGCCAGAGCAUUCACCCGCUCCUCUUCUUCUUCACCGUCUUCCACAGUGGAGCAGGAGCGUCGUGUGAGCCGCAGGGUGAUCCUGGCAUACAUUGUAGUGUUUCUGGGCUGCUGGGGGCCCUACCACGGCGUCCUCCUAGUUGAUGCUCUGUCUCAGCUGGGCCUGGUGCCUCUGACCUGUGGCCUGGAGAAUGUGAUCUACGUGGCCUUACACCUCACCCAGUGCCUGUCCUUGCUCCACUGCUGUUUCAACCCCAUUCUCUACAACUUCAUCAACAGAAACUACCGCUAUGACCUCAUGAAGGCCUUCAUCUUUAAAUACUCCACGAGAACGGGCUUGGCACGCCUCAUCGAGGCUUCCAACAUGUCUGAGACUGAGUACUCUGCCGUAGCUGUAGAAAACCCGCCACAGAUCUGAAACAUGCCAAACUUAAAAUAGCAUUGUUUGAACACUGUUUCUAUAUCUGAAUGGCUAUAAUGCAAUAUAAACAUAUAAACAUAUGUUACAACUGAUUUUUUUCUAAUCAGAAUCUGCCCACACACAGCAUUCUUUGUACAGAAACAUGCUUGACUAAUACAACGUUGAUGGACAAAUUUAAAAGCACUUAGAAAGCAGUUUUAUUAUUUUAUUAUCAGCUGAUACUGAACUCAAGUGAAUAUUGUCAUUCAUAUGUAAAGUCAAAACAGUAGCUGUAAAUGUGUAAAAUCAUUGUGUUGUGUAUUACUAUGUAUGUGGGACUGUGUAUUGUAGGACUGUGCUGUAUGUGUGUGCGUGUUUGUGUGUAUGGUGUGCAAUGAAAUAUUGUUAAUCUUUUUUAAAUCAAUUUGUAUUUAUAUCCUGUACAUAUGAACUGUUUUGCCUCUUUCAUGUUGUAAAUCAUAGUCUUCACACACUGAUGUCUGCUCAGUGCUCCACGUCAUACAAUGCUGCUUCAUCAUUUUAGUCGAGCCACUGACUGGCUCAGUGUUUUAGUCCUGCUGUCUCAUUGUAAACCAUGACCUCAUGUCACAUCAGUUGAACCCUUCAGACAAAUAAUUUAAAUACAUCUUUAGUCUUUCUUGUAAGGUUGGUAAAUUAUCUAAAAAGUGUGUUUUCUGUGUUGCAUAAUAAUAAUUUUGCUCAGAGUUAGAUACGACUCUCAUGUCUGUACACUAAAGAUAAGAAGAUACGAGUAGCUGCUGAUAAGCUUAGCUUAGUAUAAGAACUGGAAACAGGGGGGGAAAUCUGCUUUGCAGCACCUCCAAAACUCACGAAUGAACACUUUAUAUGUAUAUGUUUAAUCCGUACAAAUCCGUUUUUUGGGUGGAUUAUGUGUAAUUAUUUCCUGGCUGGACGCAGUGACUUUUUGUUGUCUUCCAGUCUUUGUGCCAAGCUAAGAUAAGAUAAUCACAUGUUGGCUUCAGUUUCCUAUUUAGCGUACAGACAUGAGAGUGGCACUGUAUCAACCUUCUCAUACCGUAACUCUCUACAAGAAAGCAAAUAAGCAUACAUUCAAACUGUUCCUUUAAAGAAAGCCGAGGUGUUGUGCUUACAAAUGAUUAACAUCAUCCACAUGGCAAAUGAUUUACUUUGCAGUUGUCUUUUUUUUAUAUUUCCAAACAUUGUCUGGAGGCGUCAACUGGGACUACUGAUCUUAAAGAGGAGAUAGAUCCUGUGUCUUCUGAAACCUACAGAAUUGCAUAAUAUACUAUACUGUUGCUACACUUUACAUUUUAAAUAUGUUACAGUGCUAAUAGUGGAAAGGAUACACAUGUUCAUGUGGUAUAAAUCCUCCUAAAUCAGCACACAGGCCACAGACGGCAAAAGGUUUUAUGACUAAAUAACAUGAAUGAAUAGCUUCACUACUUUCAUGUAAGCAGCAGUUGUGGUGUGUAACAGCCAAGCAAAAAAAACAUAAUUGCAUUACUUUGGUGUGUGUGUGUGUGUGUGUGUGUGUGUGUGUGUGUGUGAGUGUGUGUGGUGUGUGUGUGUGUGUGGGGCCAAAGCUUGACACCCAGAAAUGACACUUUAUGUGUCAUAAACAUUGAGUUAUACAGUUUACUCACUGUCUGUUGUAGGAAGCGACAUAUUAUUUUGAUACGCUGACAAAGAGCACAUUGAGUGAUUGGUUGCACAUGAAUGUUUUUACACUGAAAAUAUUUCAUGGUGUGAUCAAAAAAGACUGGGGACACGAACAUGUGUCUACAAGAACAGAGGCAUUCCUUUGGUGUUGUAAUGUGCAACAUGUGUUUUGUUAUAUAUUAAAUUCUUGGAAAAAUG